AUGACUCAGGUAAAUACUAUCCUCUUCCAAGAUACAAUAAACAUUAACGACAUGGACAGCGGGGGGAAGAAAUUCGGAAGAGUGUCCCGCUUUUAUGGCUGUACGGAAAACACGGAAUGUGACAUAACCGUCGAUAUAAAUACCGAGCUCUACCCACUCGACAUUGGGGAUCGCGUUCAGAUCGUACUUGCGUCUUCUCUUGCACUCGACCCAGUAACUGGGCUACCGACCCGAACAGUCCGAGAUAAGAAAGACAGCAAGCCAGGGGAUAGAGACGAUGAUGAUAGACAGCGUGAGCCAUGGAGGCCAAGGUUGCCCGAGGAAAGGGACUUGAGUGAUAAAUAUGAUGGAAUAUAUGUUUCUUAUGGUGGUCUUUUGAUGGAGCUUAAAGGCAGUCAUCGACAUGUAGAGGAUCUUCACGUUGGACAGCAUGUCUAUUUGCUUCUUCGAAAGACGGUUGGGUGA
Paraglomus occultum is the source of this 465-nucleotide messenger RNA. Lineage: Eukaryota; Fungi; Glomeromycota; Glomeromycetes; Paraglomerales; Paraglomeraceae. The record is from the annotation of a GenBank genome assembly.